UUUAUCAUCAUCAGUCAAGCCGUAAUGAAACAUGGCGUCUCAAUGGUCUCAAAGUGGGGUAUCGAAACCUAUGUUCUUGUGACAAAGGUGCCGCUUGACACGUCCCACCGUUGUACGCUUCCGUGACCUGGCCGGUAGAUUAGACGAAAGCACCCAUUGUUAUUUUCUGGAUCGCUUGUGUUUCGCGACGGCAGCUGCCUAACGCUUAAUCUUGUAAAAGUUGAUGUGCCGGGGCGCGUCCAACAGCUGCGUUUGUUUUGGUGCGAGCACCGAAGCGACAAGGAACGGUGAAAGCGCCGAGCUCCUUCGUUACGUAAGGACUCUUGCUGGCAGAGCAUGGCAGAGAAAUCGCCCGUAGGCUCUCCAAACAGGGUGUGCGUCGAGAAGCAGAAGCGCAUAUUCAAGAUCAUCGUGAUUGGAGACACAAAUGUGGGCAAGACGUGUUUGACUUACCGCUUCUGUUGCGGCAAGUUUCCUGCUAAAACGGAGGCUACCAUUGGAGUCGACUUUCGCGAAAGGACAGUGGAAGUAGACGGUGAGCAGAUUAAGCUUCAGCUAUGGGACACAGCUGGCCAGGAAAGGUUUCGCAAAAGCAUGGUACAGCACUACUACCGCAAUGUGCAUGCAGUAGUGUUUGUCUACGAUGUCACGAGGAUGGCAUCCUACCAGAGCCUGCCCCUUUGGGUAGAGGAAUGCGAUGAGCACCAACUCACCUCCGACAUUCCUCGCAUCCUUGUUGGUAACAAGUGUGAUUGCAAAGACAAGGCUGCAGUGAGCACCAACAUGGCACAAAAGUUUGCUGAUAUGCACAACAUGCCCCUCUUUGAGACUUCGGCCAUGGACGAGAGUGAGUCAGACCAUAUAGAGGCCAUCUUCAUGACCUUGGCCCACAAGCUAAAGAACAGCAAGCCCAUGAUGACACCAUCACACUGGCAAUCAGAGGAGCGCUCACUCUCUGUCAUGUUACGUCACACCAAUGAUCGAUCAGAUUCAGACUCUUCGUGUGCCUGUUGAGACUUCGUCGUAUUGAUAGUUCUCUAGCUUUUGUCCAUGGCAUAUGCACAACAUAAUCUGGUCCUUUUGAUUUUGCUUCUGUGGCAGUGCAUUAUGUGUGACCAUAUGCGGACACUAGCAUAUCGAUGUACAGUGGUCGACUGAAGGACAUGUUUAUAUUGCUGCUUUUAAUGCACAUUUUCUUUGGCUUUGACGUACACUUUCUGUCAACAUCACUGUUGUAAAUAUACACAGUGGUCCUUUAUUAAAGGGGACAUGCGAGCACGUGCCCUGUGCUCUGGAGUGGCUGCUUGGAGUGCCAACAAGUGGCAGUAAAAGGAAUCGCAUCCGCUUUUCGCGUUAUAUAUUGGCAGCCAGAAUGACCAGACACGGCUGAAAGGCAGGCGCCUGCUCGUCUCCAUCCCUCGUUUAGAUCGAUGUUCAAGGAACAGGGCCUGCAGCGCAGCAUCUGCUGCUAGCACACUGGAAACUUUGAAGUACCAACAUAUGCCCAGUAGUUAAUAAGUACUCCAAGCGAAAUUUUUACAGCACGCAGCUCUGGCUGCUUGCUUCUUUACAUAGCAUGAAUAAACGUCACCUGAUUCGGAGUGACUCGGGAGAGAGAGCGAUACUCUCGGUUGAAACUUUGACGGCGGUAACUAAACACAAUUAAUUAAGCAAGUGUUGCUAUCACACAAAUAAUGAUGCCUAAUUUAUUCAUAGGCUUAAGUAACGGUAUGAUUGAUACAUUUGCAUGUUCGAUUAUUUCAUUGAACAAUAAUUGAUUAAUUAUUACAUAUUGAUUUAUCUGAAAUGUGUUAAUUAUGCAAUAAUAAUUUUACAUGGCCUUAAUGAUGGUAAUUGUUAAUCUAUUCGUAAUUACUGUUGAUUACAUUACUUUAUCGUAAUCUUAUUUCAAUUAGCCUCCCUACCCUUCAUUAACUGUCACUAUGCUUUAAAAAAUUAUUGUAAUUAAUUUCAUUAAUAUUUUAUUAGCCUAAUUACAACUACCUGUGAGUACUCACUCAUAAUCAUAAACCUCAGGAGUCGUACGAAGUUACAAGGCAUUCUCAUAUAAACACCCACAGUGCCCCAUUUAUACCUACGGCACACAUUGUGUCAAGUUUCAAACAGACGGACAGACAGAUUUCCGAGGGAAGUAGUCCUGGAAUUGUCACCCAUUGAAAUAUGCUGAGAGUACCUAAUAACUACUGGGCAUACCGUAUAUACUCGACUAAGGGCUGCACUCCCACUUUAGAGGGCAAAAUUUUUGGAAAAAAAAUCUAAAUGUCUCACCAGAAAGCAAAGUUAGUUCCGCUGCCGCUAGGUGGCACUAGUUGCUUUUUUGUCAAUGCCACUCAGGCCAGUGCCGCGGUGCCAUUAUUUCUUUGUGUGCCACAUUGUGUCAGCUGUGUUGGCAGUGUUUCCAGUCAGAUCGGUGGCAUUUCGCCUCUAGAGAAGGGAGCCCUGUUUGGGUGAGUAAAAUACAAUAAUAGACAUUUAUAACAUGUCAUUUGCUCCUUUCUUACCCUCUGCUACAGCUGCGAAAUAAGUAUGAACCUUUAAUAGGCCAUCAUCGGCCUCAUUCUUGUAAGAGCCGAAACACAGCCAAGUUUCUAGAAAAAAAAAGGUGCAGCCCUUAUACGAGUAUAUAUGGUAUGUUGGCACUUCCAUGUUUCCAGCGCGCUCGUACAAGCGCAGUUUGCUAGCAACAGGCGCUGCAAGCCCCGCUCCUUGCCUAAGUCAUGUGGGGGAGAGAGUGCAGCUAAGUCCAGCAGGCACUUGCUAUUGGCGAUUCGGCCACCUAUAAAUGAUGCCAAAAGCAGACGUGCUUCCCUUUGCUGCCACUCUAAGCUGCUGCUGCAGAGCGCAGGCCAUGUGCUUGUGUGUUCCCUUUCAUAAAGGACCACCAUGUACAGUGAGGUGAGGCGACUAGAAUGUGUCAAGCUAGCUGUGACCCAUGGUAUUAGAGACAUCAGUAGUUGUACACACAUGCUAAAUUGUGUGUGUCACAUAAUUUGAGGUGCUAAUUACUCUUCGUUUUGGCAUAAUGUGUUUACACACUAAGCCCCUUCUUUAAGCUUUUAACCUAUGCGCAACAGCAGACAAAUGCGUGCCCCAAUGGAAUACCGAUGUGGCAUUGUCUGAAAAAUAUUUACAGCUAAGCUUCCUUUUUCUGUUAUCUAUGUGGCAACAACUGCUGCACACAAUGAACUAAAUGAAAAUGCAAUGAAUUGUUCUAGGUGUGUCUCUGUUUGGCCUUCAUCAUGUAAUGUUGCUUGUUUAUCAUGAAACAGGUGGCAGCUUCUGUGUUGAGUUCGUUAAAAUAUGUAAGCAGCUAUCAAGGUAGAGCAUUUGAAUGCUAGCUCUUGUUGCUGGACUGACUCAGCUCAGAUGAGUUCAGUCUACACAUUUGUUUUAUUGAAUAUUUGAAGACAUGGCAGUAACAUUCCAUGUUGCAUCACUAUCUUUACCUUUCUCAGAUCAGUGUAGCACCAAGGCUGCACCUAUGACCAACUUGAUCUCUUUGCCGUAAUCUCUGCUGCAGCCUCACUAAAGUGCAGGGUGUAGUGCAACAUAAGUCAAUUCAAUUUAGAGAACUGUUGGCUGCUUUUUCCGGUGAUGUUUUUGCACUCUGAUGUCCAUAUUAAAUAAUAAACAAAGAAUUUUGUUGUGACCUGAUUUCCUGUAGUAACAAUUAAACACAAGUACAAUCGAACCUCGUUAUAACAAAGCUGAAGGGAAAGCCGAAAUUACUUUGUUAUAUCCGUUACUUCAUCAUAUACAUUAUUGCCACUAACUCCAAUAUAUGCUCAAUGGGGCGCACAAUUGUAAACAUGGAAUUAAGAAGAUGGCUUUGCGGCCCACAGAACCGCUACACGGUCACGCAUGUGAUGAAAUUUGAAUAAAUCAACAAAAGAAUCUUCGGCGCGUACGACAAGUGACUUAGCACCUGACACAACAGCCUUUAGGUAGCUGCCUUCUGUUCCAUUGUGAUGACCUUUCACAUGCACUUUCCAAUUGGCUUGUCACAAUUUAGCAGCAUGUGGCACACAACACAGCGCUCCGCUGUGGGAUAGAGGAAAUAAGCGAAUUUCGGCUUGUGGCCUCCGAGAUUGCACCGGUGCCAAUCCAAGCUUGGAGGACAUGCCCAGCUGCCAGCCCCCACAGUGUGCCACAGGGAGAUGGCAAAGUGAAUGCAUGGCCUGGGCAUGACCCCCCACCCCCCGAGAUCGUGCUGGCCACCACAGCUGCACCUGCCUGCUUGGCGUGCAAUAGAAGUGAAUGCACUAACUCUUCGCACCGCAGCAUGGCCUGGCUCGUGCAGCCAGGCAAGCACUGUAGAGAGGUCGGUGGAGAAGUGUGAUAGUGUGCUGUUGCUUGUGCGCAGCUAUUCAUGGCAGUGAGAAAGAGCAGUGUUGCUCAAAUGCGUAUUUGAUGCGGGAGUUUCGAAUUGCCAUGGCGAACAUGUGCCGAAUCCCACGGAAAGCGAUGUACUCGGUAUACAACGGUCGGGUAUCUAGCUCAAUGGUCUAUACAAAUUUAGUUAUGUCCAUUGCAAGGACAAUUUCACUUCGUUAAAGCAAGGCUUUAUAUACAUGGAUCUCUGAGAAUUUCAAGGGGAAUUUCAUUUACUUCGUUAUAUCUAUUAUUUCUUUAUAUCCUAUUUCGUUAUAACGAGGUCCGAGUGUAUUGCCAAGUCUGAGCAAUGAGUUACAUUGUAGAUGUGUGCUCUUUUGGAACACUGUGCUGCUCAAUAAUCUUGAUGAAGCUGUGAUGUGCAGUUUGGUGGCAAUAGUUUAAUACUGUGGAGAUUUGGGAUGUUUAUGCAGCUAUAUAUGAAAUUCAGCCAAAUUUACCAUGCAGCCUGAAUUGUUCUUUAUAGGGAUGCUAAAAGCAAGUGACAAAUUUAAAAGGGAAGCUGGCACUAACACGGUGUGGCAUGAACUGCAAGCAGGUACUCAUGCAUGUGCUCAAAGCAUGCUUUAUGUAAAAAGCAGAACACUUUGUUCACUGCUGUCACACUUUCUGUGAGCUGCUUCGCACAGAACUGCAGUGAUCAACGGUUGCAUAGUAUUGUUGACUUUUAAUAAAACAAAACCUUGCAUGCUAUGGUUAUGAGAGACUACCUCACAUACUGUAUUGAGCAGUGCUCUAAGAAUUUAUACCAAAAAUUAUUAAUGGAAUUCCUACUGGCUUCACUUCUUGUCAGUUGUCUUUAGUGUACAAAAUAUUUUAAUGCACUCCCUGUGAUUUUUAGUUUACAUGUCAGUUUGCUGCUAGUAGGCUUAAAUUAAAUGUGCCAGUUUGACUGACACUGACUGAUUUUUUCUAUGAUAAAUCAAGUACUUGGUGGGAGGUAGGCACACCUAUUCUUGUGACCUCAUGCAAUUGAAGUUUUUCCCAUUAUGACUAGCCAUUUGACCUUCCUAGAACCUAAGUUGAGUUCAUAUGUUGUAGUGUAGCAAGACGUGCAAGAAAACUAUGGAAAAUGUGAACAUCAAAUGUUAUAAGUUCCACACGAGACGAGUUCUCACACAAUUGUGCCUGAUGCCAUAAGAUGUCAUUAGCCUUCUGCAUUGCUAGCACUUUGAUGAUCUGGGCUAGAAAUGAAAGCAGUGGUUCUAUGUGAAUGAUGUUCAGACCUGUUUAUGUUUUCUAGGUGGCAAAAAAUUUACUAUAAUGGCAUUUCAGCAAUGGAGCUUUCUUCAGCAAUGUUCAUUGACAGUUACUUCUCUGUUUUAGAAGAAUCUGUACUCAAGUCCUUGCUAUUUGAUAAGUUGCUGUAUAUUGUCAGGUGUACUACAGAGAGAGUGUUAGAGCGGGGUUGAAGAUUAAUAUGCAGAAGACAAAGACAAUGAUAAAUAGCCGGGCAAAGGAACAAGAAUUCAGGAUCACUAGUCGGCCUCUAUAGUCUGUGAAGGAGUACGUUUACCUAGGUCAAUUAAUCACAGGGAACCCUGAUCAUGAUAAGGAAAUUCACAGAAUAAAAAUGGGUUGGAUUGCAUACGGCAGACAUUGCCAGCUCCUGACUGGAAGCUUAGCAUUAUCAUUGAAAAGGAAGGUGUACAAUCAGUGCAUUUUACCAGUGCUGAUAUAUAGGGCAGAAACUUGGAGACUGACAAAGAAGCUUGAGAACAAGUUAAGGACAGCGCAAAGAGCGAUGGAACGAAGAUUGCUAGGCGUAACAUUAAGAGACAGAAAGAGAGCGGUUUGGAUCAGAGAGCAAACAGGUAUAGACGAUAUUCUAAUUGACAUCAAGAGGAAGAAAUGGAGCUGGGCAGGUCAUGUAAUGCGCCGGUUAGAUAACCGUUGGACCAUUAGGGUCACAGAAUGGGUACCAAGAGAGGGAAAACGCAAUCGAUGACGACAAAAGACUAAGUGGAGCGAUGAAAUUAGGAAAUACGCCGGCGCUAGUUGGAAUCGUUUAGUGCAGGACAGGGGUAAUUGGAGAUUGCAGGGAGAGGCCUUCGUCCUGCAGUGGACAUAAAACAGGCUGAUCAUGAUGAUGAUGUACUGAUUCAUGUUGGUACCUCUGUCUAUAAAUAAAAGACUCUUAAACCUUU
Messenger RNA from Dermacentor andersoni, 6560 nucleotides. RefSeq names its product ras-related protein Rab-33B-like. Gene Ontology annotation, molecular function: GTPase activity; GTP binding. The record is from RefSeq and is a predicted model, not a curated record. Gene Ontology annotation, biological process: Rab protein signal transduction. NCBI's taxonomy places the organism in Eukaryota, Metazoa, Arthropoda, Arachnida, Ixodida, Ixodidae.